AUUGAUACUCUGGCUGUUGAGCUAGGUAUUGAUGAAAAGAAGCUCAUGCGCAAGAUCGAUUGGCAUGUACUUCCAGUACUGUGUGGAUUUUACCUUCUUCAGUCCAUUGACAAGGGCAACAUCGGUCUUGCGAAAUUGGGAGGCAUCCAAGAUGAUACUCAUACCUCUGGUUCGUUGUUCAACUGGGCUGUCUCCAUGUUUUAUUUGGGAUAUGUUGUUGCGGAAAUACCAUGCAAUUUGGCAUUACAAAGGAUAAACCCUCGGUGGUGGAUUAGUUCCAUUGGUUUGUGCUGGGGCGUUGUGGUUUGCUUGAUGUCUUUGACAAAAAGCUUCGCCACCUUGUCCAUAGCUCGCUGCUUCUUGGGUGUAUUUGAGGCUGGCGUUCUACCUGCUUCAGUAUUGAUCACAGCACUCUGGUAUAAGCGAUCGGAGCAUGCUCUUCGAACCGCUAUAUGGUUUUCUUUCUCCUCGCUUGGCACAGCUGUGGGUGGUUUGAUCUCCUAUGGUAUUCAAAGCCAUUUAGUGAAUACAAGUAUUCGUCCCUGGCAGUGGCUAAUGAUUAUAGAAGGAGUCUUUACAAUCGCUUGGGCCUUGGUCUCCUACAUUAUAUGUCCAAACGUACCUGAAAAAGCUGGAUUUUUGACGGAAAAUGAACGAACUUUCAUUCUCAAUCGUCAGCGACUGGACAAGACUCAGACGUCUCUUACCUUUGAUAGACGUCAAGCAAUCGAAGCCAUUUUAGACUACAAGACUUGGUUUUUGUUUUGCAUUUAUUUUAUUUGGCAAGCUGUGAAUAUUGCCUUCUCUACAUUCAACCCAUCCAUCAUUGCUGGUUUGGGUUAUAGCAAUCUCAACGCACAGCUACUAUCAGCGCCUUUUGCCCUAUUCAAUUUACUUAUUCAGCUUGUUGUGUCGUGGAGUUCUGACAGGUUCAAUGAUCGAAGUUAUCAUCUUAUUGCCUGUGGCUUGUUAUCUAUUGUUGGCUAUGUGUGCAUCGUCGCCAUUCCAACCACUCCACAAAACUCUGGGCUACUUUACGGUCUUCUUUUCUUCACUUCAUUCAACUCGGGAUCACUGACUUUAAUUCUCGGUUGGAUGACUAAUACCAUCAUUGGUCACACUAAGCGCGUUGUCGCUUCUUCCAUCAUCAUCAUAGGAUCUUCACUGGGUGGCUUCGUCGGCUCCUUGAUUUACCAAGAUGGGCAAUAUAGCCGUGGCCAUAUCGUUAACCUUACCUUAAUUUCAGUAGCCUUGAUACUGGCUGCUGUGCUUCGCUCACUUCUCAUGUGGGAAAACCGACGUCGUGAUAAACUUGCGAACGAGGAUCCGUCACUGGCUCGCGUAGAAAACCUUGUGGAGGAUGUGGAUAUGAUUGUAAAGGAAAACUUUACGGACAAAGACCCACGUGUAAGAUAUAAUCUCUAGUAUAAAAUUAUUGCUGUAACGUAUAGAUACAAUAUACAUAUAUAAACCAUAUGUGUGAAUGAA
Messenger RNA from Umbelopsis ramanniana AG, 1488 nucleotides. RefSeq lists its product as uncharacterized. The record is from RefSeq and is a predicted model, not a curated record. The coding region runs from base 46 to 1425 and encodes 459 amino acids. Gene Ontology annotation, cellular component: membrane. NCBI's taxonomy places the organism in Eukaryota, Fungi, Mucoromycota, Umbelopsidomycetes, Umbelopsidales, Umbelopsidaceae. Gene Ontology annotation, molecular function: transmembrane transporter activity. The transcript is spliced from 6 exons. Gene Ontology annotation, biological process: transmembrane transport.